This is a messenger RNA of Pararge aegeria (speckled wood butterfly), 1960 nucleotides long. RefSeq names its product dual specificity protein phosphatase 13-like. Gene Ontology annotation, cellular component: cytoplasm. Gene Ontology annotation, molecular function: protein tyrosine/serine/threonine phosphatase activity; MAP kinase phosphatase activity. The record is from RefSeq and is a predicted model, not a curated record. The transcript has 5 exons. Lineage: Eukaryota; Metazoa; Arthropoda; Insecta; Lepidoptera; Nymphalidae. The coding region runs from base 195 to 872 and encodes 225 amino acids. Gene Ontology annotation, biological process: protein dephosphorylation; negative regulation of MAPK cascade.
UUCUGUCUAGACUUCAUUUUCAUUCGUUUCCUAUUCGCCUGAAAAGUGAAAACAGUAUAUUAGUAAAUUGAGAAUUCAAGUACAUUAUUUAUUGAAUAAUAGGUGAAAGUUCUCGUUUUUUUGCUAUAAGUUUAGUUUUAAUUUUAUUGAACCUAUGAGUUUUAUGCCGGUGAAACUAUAAUUUGAAAAAUAAAAUGAGCUACAGGGAUUCUUACUCACUCUACCCGAGGUCUCAUUCAUACAGUGCAGCUAAUGAACAGCGUGUAGGAUCCCACUUGAGAACGCUAAUGAGUUACGGGUCAACACCCUCAUCGGUGUUGAGCUCGCUGUCAUCAUUUCGGUCCAGACCACCUUACACUGGAGUGAGCAGCCUCGGUGUUGGUGUAACUUACAGCCCUACCCCUGAUGUCAAUGAAGUUUAUCCUGGACUUUUUGUUGGAGAUGCGGUCGCAGCGAAAGACAAGGCAUUCCUUCGUAGAAUGGGCAUCAACUACGUUCUGAACACUGCAGAGGGCAAGCGCUACACGCAAGUUGAUACAGACCACAUGUACUAUAGAGACUGCCCUGGGUUGCAUUACAAAGGCUUCCAGUUGAUGGACCUUCCGUCUACCGAUAUAUCUAAGUACUUCCACAUCGCUGCCAAUUUUAUCGAUGAGGGGAUUUCUAGAGGAAGUCGCGUGCUUGUUCACUGUAUGAUGGGGGUUUCCCGAUCGGCCACUUGCGCCAUCGCAUUCCUCAUGAUCAAACGUGGUAUGUCUUUGACGGAGGCUCUUGCUUUGGUCCGUUCUCGGCGGGACAUCCAUCCCAAUGAUGGGUUCAUCCGUCAAUUGCAGGACCUCGAUAGGGAGCUGCGCCUCUCUCGGGUGCGCUGACAUAGAACCCCCCUGCCCUCCGCCUAUAGUCUGUCCUACGAUAUUGGUAAUCCACGAUUGCGUGUACGGAGUCUCGAUCGAGCUUAUACUAGUCGCUAUUGAAAGUUGAAUCCGGAAAUGUAUACACCGCACAGACUAAAAGAAAAAGAUGGAACAAACAGGCUUUGUAAAUACAUAAACACAUAGACGGAACCUUUUUGUUUACUUAUUUGCAUUUAAAUUAUCUAACAAUGGUGCAAUCCAGGCCGGCUUGGCGUCACAAGAUAUCGAAACUUUUAUAUACCAUACGUAUAUAUCAUAUUAUAUUAUAUACAUCUAUAAUAUAUAAAUAUAUAAAUCAUAAAAGGAAGUCUCCUAGUGUAUGAAUAAAUCUCCAUGAAAAAAUAAAUAAAUAGACAAAAAAGGUACAUUUUCUGCGUUAUUUGUGUAGUAAACAAAGGUACUACGUAUAUUUUUCAUAUUGCAUUUAGUGGUUUAAUAAUUGAACAUCUUCUAAGAUAUACUGGAGUGAAGAUGCAUAAAGAGGUAUUAGGUACAAAUGAUCUUUUGUCUUUUUAAAAUAUCUGUGGUUUUGCUAAAAUGUAUUAAUUACUUCAUACACAUAUGUCCGGAUGUCGCAAAUUAUAUCAAAUUAAAAUUAUAAUAUAGAUCCACAAAAAAUUGACAGAUUAACAAAACUCCGUUCUCAUGUCUGACAACUCGAAAACCUAUUAAUGUCAUAGUAUGCGUUGGCGUGAGUUGAGGGAUAAAACUGUAUGGAAUGAGAUUACGCAAAUCCCACACGUUGCAUGAAAUGAUUUAUCACUCAGCAAGUCGAUUAACAAUACCACCAUCUGAGCGCUUGCAUUGUGCUAAUUUACUUGCACAGGUUUUGUGUUGAGGAUUUCAUCCACCUUUCUCAUUUAGUCUGUGAUCAAUCGUACCAAUGAUUUCGAGAAAAACGAUGGGACAUUCUUUUAACAUUUUAUAAACGAUUUUCAAAAAGUUGUAAGAUUCACAUUGGUAGCUCUUCCGCUGUUGUUGUGAGAUAAACGAAUUCUAUAUUUUAAAAAUUAAUUUAAAACAAAUUAUAUACAGGUUGUCACAAU